Ziziphus jujuba (common jujube) is the source of this 1746-nucleotide messenger RNA. RefSeq names its product inner membrane protein PPF-1, chloroplastic. Gene Ontology annotation, cellular component: chloroplast thylakoid membrane. Lineage: Eukaryota; Viridiplantae; Streptophyta; Magnoliopsida; Rosales; Rhamnaceae. Gene Ontology annotation, molecular function: membrane insertase activity. Bases 210 to 1550 code for a protein of 446 amino acids. The record is from RefSeq and is a predicted model, not a curated record. The transcript is spliced from 11 exons. Gene Ontology annotation, biological process: protein localization to chloroplast; thylakoid membrane organization; protein insertion into membrane.
AAAUACGGAUAAUUCGAAAAAAGUGAAUAUCCUCCUCUCUCUCUCUUUUCUUAAUCUUUCUCCCAUUUCUGUGCUCUUUUUCUCCUCUCUCUCUCUCUCUCUCUCUCUUCCACCGCCAACCCCUCCCUCAUCUUCCUCCACUUGUCUCCUGCCUCAUGAAACACUGAGGCACAAACUCUCUCUCUCUCUGUGUAAAACCCUGGUUGUCCAUGGCGAAAAUUCUGAUAUCCUCCCCUUCCUUCGUCGGCGCUCCUCUUCCGUCACUCUCUCGCUUUGGACCGCAGAACCUCCAUAGCCGCAGGCUGGUUACUACCAGAAUUAGGUUCAGCCUCCAUGAGGUUCCUCCAAUCCAUUCCAUCGAUUCCGCCAUUGAUUUCAGCUCGAUUGCUAGCAGAGUAGAAGGCCUGCUUUACACGCUUGCCGAUGCCGCCGUUGCUGUGGACUCCGCCUCCGGUGGAGCUGCCUCCACCUCCACCGACGCCGCAGCGCAGAAAAAUGGCGGCUGGUUCGGCUUCAUCUCUGAGGCCAUGGAAUUUGUUCUCAAGGUUUUGAAAGAUGGACUUUCGGCUGUGCAUGUACCAUAUGCGUAUGGAUUUGCGAUUAUAUUGCUCACAGUGAUUGUCAAAGUUGCUACAUUUCCUCUAACAAAACAACAGGUGGAAUCGACGUUGGCAAUGCAAAACCUUCAACCAAAGAUCAAAGCUAUUCAAGAAAGAUAUAAAGGCAACCAAGAAAGAAUUCAACUUGAGACAUCACGACUGUACAGGCAGGCUGGGGUUAAUCCAUUAGCAGGCUGUUUUCCAACUUUGGCCACAAUUCCAGUCUGGAUAGGUCUAUAUCAAGCUCUCUCAAAUGUGGCUAAUGAGGGACUGUUGACAGAAGGUUUCUUUUGGAUUCCUUCUUUGGGCGGCCCAACAACAAUUGCUGCUCGACAAAGUGGUUCUGGCAUUUCUUGGCUGCUUCCCUUUGUGGAUGGUCGGCCACCACUUGGCUGGCAUGAUACUGCAGCAUACCUUGUUCUACCUGUCCUCCUUGUUGUUUCUCAGUUUGUCUCAAUGGAGAUCAUGAAGCCUCCCCAGACUGAUGAUCCAGCUCAAAAGAACACACUUCUUGUAUUCAAGUUUCUUCCGCUUAUGAUUGGUUACUUCUCCUUGUCUGUUCCGUCAGGAUUAUCAAUUUACUGGUUCACGAAUAAUAUCCUCAGCACAGCACAACAAGUAUGGCUACGCAAAUUAGGAGGUGCAAAGCCUGCUGUCAAUGAAAAUGCAAGUGGAAUCAUUACGGCAGGACGUGCAAAACGAUCAGAUUCUCAGCCAGUGCGAUCUGGUGAUAGAUUUAGGCAGUUAAAAGAAGAAGAGAGAAAAAAAAAAUCCAAACAAGAGGUUCAGGUAUCAGCGUCUGCAUCUGAUUCUGAAGAUGGGUCAGACGAAGAGAACAAAGACAGGGAUGAUGAGGUUCUAGAGAAAGCAUAUUCUUCUAACAUUAGUAAAGAGGUUCCCGAAUACCGGCCCAAGAGAAGCAAGCGUUCUAAACGGAGGCGUGCUGUAUAAACAACUGUACACUGAUAUGUUUGUAGUCUACGGUGAGUGCUGUAUACCUCAGAAAAUUUGUAUUAUUUUUAUUAUGUAGUAGCCAGGUGAGUGCUGUAUACCUCAAAAAAUUUGUAUUAUUUUUAUUUUGUAGUAGCCAGUUUUAUGUUGGCUCAUUAAUUUUGAAAUAAAAUGUAAAUCAUGCAGAUUAAUUCUA